Molecule: messenger RNA, 252 nt
Organism: Austrofundulus limnaeus
Lineage: Eukaryota; Metazoa; Chordata; Actinopteri; Cyprinodontiformes; Rivulidae
Product: NLR family member X1
Source: RefSeq, a predicted model, not a curated record
GCUCUGUGACAAUCCACUGCUGGACUCUGGAUGUGGCACCCUGCUGGAGGCCCUCCCAGAGAACCGGUCCCUGGUGCAGCUGUCCCUAAUGCACACUGGUCUGGGGGAUAGUGGGGCCCUGCAGCUGGCUGAGAAGCUGCAGCAGCAGACCAGUCUGCAGGAGAUCAGUGUGGCCUACAACAGCAUUGGAGAUGGUGCAGCUCUGACACUGGUUGAUGUCUGCAGGGAACAUCCCAGCAUCCACACGGUCCA